AUGUUGCUGAGGAUUGAUGCAGGGGAGUCAGACAUAGAGCUGUCAGGAGAUGAGCUGGAGGGGCAGACAGUAGAACAGCAAGGGGAAAGCUCAGAGGAGGAUGUUUCAACUGUUGAGGAGCCCGCGCAGGAGCAAGCUGAGAACAAUGAGCGCACAUUAUGGAUGAGGAGCAAUGCUUUCAACCCUGUUGUGGAGGACAAUUUACUGGGCAAAACUGGUCACCCCCACCAAGACUGGAGGCCCUAUGAUUACUUCAAACAAUACAUAGAUGACCAAGAUUUUAUAAACAUCUCUGAGAACACAAACCAACGGGAGGUGCUUAUCUCUGGAGCUAGUUUGAAAACCACUCCAGAAGAAAUCAAAACCUUCUUUGGCAUGUCAAUGUACAUGGCAUGUCUCAGCUACCCUAGGAUCCGGAUGUACUGGGCAUCAAAGACAAGAGUCCCAAUUAUAGCCAAUACAAUGACACGAGACAGGUUUUUCAAGAUUAGACAAUCGAUCAAAGUCACAAAUGAUCUGAAUGUGUCUGAUGAGGAUAAGAGAAAUGAUGUCCUCUGGAGAGUGAGACCUCUCUUAAAAAGAGUACAGCAAGGAUGCCUUAGUUUGCCAAAACCAAAGAAGGCUUGUGUGGAUGAACAAAUGAUUCCGUUCACAGGCAGAUGUCCUGUGCGGCAGUUUGUGCCUGGGAAACCAAACCCCACUGGCCUGAAAGCCUUUGUGCUUGCUAGUCCAAGUGGUCUGGUGUUGGACUUUGAGGUUUAUAAGGGCAAGAACACAUUCACUGACCAUCACCUGGGAAUAGGAGGGAAUGCUGUCAUUCGGAUGGUACAGACACUUCCACGAGGAACACACCUAUACUUUGACAGAUUUUUCACCUCUAUCAAACUGCUAGAUGCACUGAAAGCUAGUGGUCUCCAGGGAACAGGGACCAUCAUGAAAAACAGAAUCCCAAAACAGUGCAAGUCAAAGAUGACAAAUGAUAGCACAUUUGAAAAAAAAGGAAGAGGCGCAUCUGAGAUGGUUGUCAGAAAGCCAUCAGAGAUUGCAGUAAUUAAGUGGCAGGACAAUAAGGCAGUCCUCUUGGCCUCCACUGUCCAUGGAAUAGAACCCCAGGACAACUGCAUGAGAUGGUCAUCAAAAGAGAAGUGUCAUCUUUAUGUAUCUAGACCUGCUAUUGUAACUGAGUACAACACUAACAUGGGCGGAGUUGAUCUGUGUGACCGAAUGAUCAGCUUCUACCCAAUGUCAAGCCGUACAAGAAAAUGGACUGUCCGUACCAUUCUGCACUUCUUUGACCUGGCUGCCACUAACAGCUGGAUUGAGUACAGGAUAGAUCAUGAGACGAAUGGGAGACUGGAGAAGGAUAGGCUGCAGUAUCUUGAGUUCAAACUGCUGCUGGCUGAAGAUCUUAUUGCCCAAGCCCAGUGCGGACAAGGUCAAGAGUUUGAUGAGGUGGUCAGUGAUGUCAGCACUGAUGAUGAGUACAUUCCCCCUAAGAGGCGAAGUGUGGAGCCACAGCCCAAUGACAGCCUGAAAAAAUAUGGGGCUAUCCAUAUGCCCAAGAUGGUGGAGGCAGCCCAUGCAUCACGGUGCCGGAGAGCAGGAUGUAAUGGCAAAACCUAUGUGAAAUGCACCAAAUGCAACAUGUUUCUGUGCAUUGCCAAAGGAAAAAACUGUUUUCUGGCAUAUCACUCCUAACAUAGAACCCCUGAUGUUUUUAAAUUAUUAUUAAAAGUUUUUAAAAAUCAUUU
Messenger RNA from Brienomyrus brachyistius, 1751 nucleotides. Its product is annotated as piggyBac transposable element-derived protein 3-like. The record is from RefSeq and is a predicted model, not a curated record. NCBI's taxonomy places the organism in Eukaryota, Metazoa, Chordata, Actinopteri, Osteoglossiformes, Mormyridae. Bases 1 to 1698 code for a protein of 565 amino acids. The transcript is spliced from 2 exons.